AUGUCCACAGCUAUCAAGAUCUAUGUACAUGAUGAGAGCACACAAACAACCAAAAUUUUGCAGUGGCAGACAUUAAGUAAUCAUCAACAACAAAUGCAAGCUCUAAAGGCUCGGAUUGAACAAGAAUUUGAAUUGAAAAAACAAGGCAAAGUUUUGGUUGACUUACGGAGUGAAAACAACAGGCCAAUUCAUUCUCUGAAGGACAAGAUGGAUAUAUUCAUCGUUGUUGCCACAUCAUCCGAGGCAGGUAACAGUGAUGAAAAAAAGAAUUCUAGGCUUGGAGAGGAGAAUCAACCUUGUAAAGCCUCCUCUCCACCUUCAUCAAUAGUCAUCACUCCAAACCAAAUGACAAAACCUCCACUAGUAUCGGAAGGAGGAUCAAGCCAAGCACAUGAUGCUUCAAAAAAAAGCAGCAUGGAGAGAGGAACAGCGUUGUUAUCCUCCACACCCUCACAAUAUGAAUUACAAGAACUUGCCAAAAACGCAGUUCAGUUCUAUCAAGCCAAAAAAUACAGACAAUCCGUAGAAGCCUACAAGAAAAUCAAACAGGCCAAUGUGGAUGUCAUGGGAUGUAACAAUAAUAUUGCCACUGUUUACUUGACUGCCAACAUGUAUGACAGAGCUUUAAAAUAUUUGAAAGAAAUUCUUAAAACAGAUUCCUUAGACUUUACUACCAAGUACACAAAAGCAGCCAGCGAAGAACAAAAAUUAGAACUUAAAAAGAUUUCAGCAAGCGCUCAAUUGGAUCUUGCAAAAUGCUUGUUAAAUUUACAAGAAAAAGAGCAAGCAUUUACAUUAAUUGCUACUGUGUUAAAGCAAGAUGAAAAUAAUAUUGAAGCACUUUUGGAAUAUGCAUCUUAUGUUUAUAGAGAGUCAAAAGAUCCAUCUGAUGCCCUUACUGCCUUGCUUCGAGUCCUUGUUGUAGAUAAAGAAAACAAGAUAGCCAAAGAAUUACUUUCAGAUAUUGUCGCUGAGAAAGGCGUGCAGAUAUUGAUUGACCACAUUUCUCAAGGAAACAAGUUGACACCUGCCAUGGCUCCUGGAGUUGCAUGGAUGGCUCUUAUUGUUAAGGAAUUUUCAUGUAUUACAGAGGCAGUAGAAUUGUACAAAUUAUCGUUAGAACUUGCUCCGGACAAUAUUUCAUAUUUAUUGAACUUGAUUCAUACCUUGGAAAUUGAUGUAAGAUAUGCAGACGCUUUACGUGAGGUGAAAUCAUUUUGUGAAAAAAAUCCAAAUUGUAAAAGUGGCGAUUUUACUUCGCACCAUUUAUUGGAGCUCUUGAACCAAAUUGAUCAACUCGAUAUACUGAAAGAUCCAUUUCAAAAUACGGAUCCAAUAGCUCAGAAAUAUUAUUGUGGAGAGUAUGCUCAACAAUAUGCAGACACAUGGGAAACUACAUUUAUUGAUGAUUAUGGAUCGGUUUUUUGGAAGAAAGAAGAAACAUUCAAUUUGAAAGAGUUGAAAGAUACAAUUACAAAACAUCGGUUGCAUGACAAUAUCACACAAGCAGAUUUAGAUUUUUUAGCUGUGGGCUUCACAGUUGUAAAGAUUUGCUAUAUUUGUGGCUUCUUAUCAUGCCUUCCUAACCUUAUUCAAGCUUUGGAGAGGGAACGUAUGAAGCGUGAAUUACACAAUACACAAAUUCGAAAUGAGCAUGCCUAUUUUUGCACCAUUACUCAAUUGCUGUCACAAUAUUUGUACAAGACUCUUCCUGUGAAGAGAGUGGACAAUGUUGAGGAAAAUCAUAUUUAUCUUGUGGGAGAGUCGCAUUCAUUGAGUUCUGCUUUUCAAGUCAUUAAUUUUAAAGGAACUAGGCAAUUGUUAUUGACCAAGUUAGUGACAGGAUGUAAAUGCUUCCAUUUGCGAGAAAACACAAAAUUUUAUCCCAAGAGAAAUUAUUUCAGUUGUCUGGCAUCUAUUCCUGAAGGCUCUCGAGUAAUUUUUAUGUUUGGAGAAAUUGAUUGUCGAGAAGGACUGUGGGUCUCUGUCGAUAGAUUUAAGUACAAAAAUAUUCAGGAAGGUAUUGCUGUCAUUAUUAGUUAUUACAUUAAGCAAUUACUGAAGGCUAAAGAAAAGUACGACCUGUAUGUGCAUCCAGCACCUCCCGUUCUGGAUAUGACUCGGGAGACUGUGAAAAUGUUUAAUGCUCAUCUCAAGUCUGAAUGUGCAAAACAUGGACUGAGAUACCUUGACUUUUUGGAUGACUUGCUCACUAACAAUGGAAAAGAUUUGAAAAAAGAAUUGUUCCUCGAUGGAAUCCAUUGCUCACCGAAUAUUACCAAGUAUUUGGAGAAGGCAUUGAACAAGUUUUAA
This is a messenger RNA of Naegleria fowleri, 2313 nucleotides long. RefSeq lists its product as uncharacterized. The transcript has 4 exons. The coding region runs from base 1 to 2313 and encodes 770 amino acids. Lineage: Eukaryota; Heterolobosea; Eutetramitea; Acrasida; Naegleriidae. Gene Ontology annotation, molecular function: protein binding. The record is from RefSeq and is a predicted model, not a curated record.